AUGCCUCGCUCUAGCCUUGAUACUGCAGGAAAAGCAAGAGCAGCGGCAUCAGCAUCUGCCUGCCAAGAAGAUUCAGCAGCUGGAGUGCCGCCAGGAACAGCAGAAGCAAAAGAAGCCAAGAAUGCCGAUGCGGAGGACUUACCUGAUCUCGUGCAGCCAUCCGCAGAGGCAGUGGCAGCAGCAGCAGCACGGGCCGCUGCUGCUGUUGCAGCAGGGGUGACGCUGCAGCUCACACCUGCAGAGGAGGACUUAUUUUCUCUUCUCAACCAGUGCAUUGAAGAACAACAAUUAAAUAUCGAGCUGAGAGCAGCAGGAGGUUGGGUUCGCGACAAGUUGUUGGGUUUUCCUUCAACUGAUAUAGACAUUGCCAUUGACACCACCUCGGGAGCUCGUUUUGCUGCAAUCCUCAACCAGUGGCUCGUUUCUAAGGGCGAGCCCCCACGUAGUUUUGGCAUCAUUUCGAAAAACGUGGCUCAGAGCAAGCACCUGGAAACGGCGACUUUGCGUCUCCGCUCUUUCGCUCUAGACCUUGUCAAUCUGCGCAGCGAAAGUUACUGCAACAGCAGCAGAAUCCCCAGCGACACUGAGCUCGGGACUCCCCUCCAGGAUGCGGAGAGGAGAGAUUUUUGCUGCAACUCGCUAUUCUACAAUCUCAAGACACGGCGUGUAGAGGACUGGCUCGGGUCGGGCCUCAGGGACAUCCAGUUACGCAUUCUUAGGGCCUCUAGCCCUGUACCAAGAGAGACCCUUGCAGAAGACCCUUUGAGGCUGCUACGCGGGAUCCGGUUCGCUGCAACUCUCAGAUUUAGUUUACAGAAGGACCUUGCGGUUGCUGCGGCAGACCCGCCAAUCCGCGAGUCGCUCAAGGCAAAGGUCGCCAAGGAAAGGGUUGGCAUUGAGCUUAGGAAGAUUUUCUCUCUUGUGACAAAACGAAGCGAACAGAAGCUGGAAUCAGCAGCAGAAACAGAAGCCGCAUCGACCGUAGCAGCAGAAAUAAACGGACACCAAGGAAGCGCUGCACUGGAGGCGCUGCUAGAAGGCCCGCUCAAUGGCGCCGUGAGAGGUGUACUCCUCAUGCAGCAACUACAGGUUUGGGAGACAGUGACGUGCCUUCCUGAGGGCCACGAGAUAUAUAGACAGGAAAAGAGUCCCGCAGCCAUGGAAAGCAAUAAAGCUCGGGGAUCUUUGAAGGCUUUGGUUGAGCAUCUCAAGGCAUCACAGGAGCCCGUGGACCCUGGAAAGGAGACGUUCAUGAAUGGCCCUCUCGGGGCUUCCUGUCUUAUUGCUCUGCGGCACAUCCUUGCACGGCGUGUCUUGCUUGAGCAACUUCAGCAUAAGGACUCUGGAGCAGCAUCGGCAGAAAUGACAAACCUGUAUGAGUCCCUUUCGAAGGGCUUAGAGCUCAAAGAAGGAGGAGACAAUCUCCGCCAACUGCUGUUUGCUGCUGUGCUGCAUCCGGUCAGGGACUUUGUGGCUGUUUCUCCCAAGGUGCCUCGCGUGCGACCCCUAGCAGGGGAUGUCGUUUCCUCCGCCUGGAAGUUACCUAAUGCAGAUGCUGCAGCAACAGAAGGCCUCAUCGUCCACUCAGCCCUACUUCGCGUGGCAGCUGAUGAAGAGGCAACCAUGCGCCAGAAAGAACGCCAGCAACAUGAGCAGCAGGAACCACAGCAGCAACAGAGAGUACGGUUGGGCCUUCUAGUGCGUCAAGUUGGAGCCACUUGGCGCGAGGCCAUUGCACUUGCUGCAGCAGAGGCACUGGGCUCUCUCAUUUGCAAAGACACAGCAGCAGCGAUUUCCGCUUCUGGCGCAGCAGUGACGGGAGGAGAGACGUGCACAAGCUCAUAUGCAGAAGUGGCAACAGGAAAAGAGACAGAAGCACAUCACGAGCGACACAGGAAGCGAGCAUGCGGAGUGGAGAGCUCCCACGAGCACAAAAAGUUGUGUGGGCAGGAGGGCCACGCAGGGCAUCUUUGCUCAGAAGCAGCAGCAGCGCAGUCAACACGUGAAGACACGGCUCCUGAGGUUUGCUUGGCAACCCUUGACUGCCUGCUAGUGGCGAGAGAGGAGGCAGCAAAAGAAACGUUGCGCCGCCUGGUUCACCUGAAACAGACUGUUGAGGCGCUGGGCCUGCAAGAUGCGUGGCAGCUACAGCCGCUGUGCAAUGGAAAGCAGGUAGCCCAUGCUCUUCCUGGCGCAUCAGGGCGCGAGCUGGGGGCUGUCAUGGAUGAGCAACGCCUUUGGCAGCUGGCCAACCCCGGCAAGUCUGCAGAGCAGUGUUUGGAAUACCUGCAGGAAAAAUUCCCGCAGUUCCGAGAGGUGCAGAACAAGACUGUGGUCGCGUAG
Messenger RNA from Eimeria tenella, 2343 nucleotides. Its product is annotated as tRNA nucleotidyltransferase, putative. Bases 1 to 2343 code for a protein of 780 amino acids. NCBI's taxonomy places the organism in Eukaryota, Apicomplexa, Conoidasida, Eucoccidiorida, Eimeriidae. Gene Ontology annotation, molecular function: RNA binding; ATP:3'-cytidine-cytidine-tRNA adenylyltransferase activity. The transcript has 5 exons. Gene Ontology annotation, biological process: tRNA 3'-terminal CCA addition. The record is from RefSeq and is a predicted model, not a curated record.